GUCGAUAAUACUUGAACGGCCGCGGCUUCAUAUUUCAUCUGCAACCGAGCGAGGACUUGAGACAAAUUGUCAACAUACGGGCUGUGAUUUACAAUCACAACCCCCCUUUUUAAAUUUUUUUAAAAACUGAGACGAGAUGUCCGGAAUGAAGAGGCUCUUUUUUGCCCCGAACCAGUUCGUCCUCUUCAACCGAACCCCGGCUGCCUCUCCUCCCUCCUCCUUAGGAACUGAGCUCAUGCUAAAUAACAGCUCGGCCAUCGUGAUGGUAGAAUGUUGAUGAUGCCAUCGUUUCCACACCGAUAGCAGAUGACGGACACAGCUGAGCAAGAGGUUAACCAUGUCCCCAAAUGUUUGGAAAUGUGGCCUCGCCGUCUUAGCGCUGCUUGGCCUCGUAUUCCUGCUGCGCAACAUCAGCAUUUUAGAGAACUGGAACUGUAGUGCAGUGUCAGCGCUGUCCCAGCUCCAGAGCCACAUCCACACAUCUUUGUCUGGACCCGUCCCGAUGUUCCACCACAAUCACACCUUCUGUGCACAGCUGGGCCAGAAAGCCUCACCAGAAGAAGAGCUAGAGGAGCACAGGUUGUUGAAUUCCAUCACCUGGCCUGGGCCACCGUCUGCCUCGGCACCAGUUGCCUUGCUCAAGACGAGCGACCCGGCCCACAGCUCCUUCACCAUCCUUCCCUCCGAGAACAAGGGGCAUUGGUACGUGGGCGACCAGCUAGAAGUCAUCGUCCAGGUGUACGACUUCAAGGGUCGACCCAAGGGCUAUGGUGGUGAUUUUCUUCUGGCUCGACUGCAUUCCCCAGAAUAUAGGGCAGGUGUGGCCGGGGUGGUGUUGGACCACAAGAACGGACUCUACUCUGUUCGAUUCCUUCUGCUGUGGGAAGGGUCGGCUCAGGUGGAGGUCACCAUGGUGCACUCGAGCGAAGCCGUUGCCGUGCUGCAGCGACUGAGGGAAGAGCGUCCCGAUCGGGUGUACUUCAACAGCCUCUACCAUCUGGGCCUUCAGUCUGAGACCACGGUUUGUAACAUGUGCCUACCGCCUGACCGGGGGCCGCUGUGUGACUACACGGACUCUCGCACCGGUGAGCCUUGGUACUGUUACAAGCCUAGGAUGCUCAGCUGCCACACCAGAAUCAACCACGCCAAGGGAGGUUACCUCAAAAACAUCACCACAGACAAGGAAGCAAUGCUCUUUCAGAGUGGCGUCAACAUCAAAGUUCCCAUCCGGGCUUCCGGGAAGGAUGCAAUCAGCGUGCUGCCUUCAAGGACAGAAAGCAGGAGUGUGAAACCGGAUGCUGUCAACCAAGCCACGUCCGGGUACUACUACGAGGACUUGUGGAGACCCUUAGUCGGCGUCGCAAUGCGCCAGUUCGACUCGUCAGCCAUCACUCUGUGUUUGACCAAUAAGGUGGUCUACAUGUACGGCGACUCCACUGUUCGCCAAUGGUUUGAAUUCCUCGUGGAUGUACUGCCAGACUUGAAGGAAUUCAACCUCCGGAGUCCUAAAUUGGUAGGACCCUUCAUGGCGGUGGACAGCACUCACAAUAUUCUUGUUAUGUACCGCUGCCACGGACCACCCAUCCGCUUCUCCACCAUAAUGGCUAGUGAGUUGCGGUACAUCGCCAACGAGCUGGACGGCCUGAGCGGGGGUCCCAACACAGUGGUGGCCCUCAGCAUCUGGUCUCAUUUCAGCACCUUCCCCGUGGAGGUGUACAUACGCCGCCUGCGGCACAUCCGCAAGGCUGUGGCGCGACUUCUGGACCGAGCGCCAGGGACGCUGGUCGUGAUCCGCUCGGCCAACCCCCAAGCCCUGGACCAGCAGGUGAGCCUGUACAACAGCGACUGGUUCUCGCAGCAGCUGGACACCGUGCUGCGCUCCAUGUUUAAAGGUUUGGACGUGCUAGUGGUGGACGCCUGGCAGAUGAGCGUGGCGCACCGUCACCCUCACCUCCUCCACCCACCACCGGCCAUUGUCAGGAACAUGAUAGACGUCAUGUUGUCCCACGUUUGUCCAUAGUAAUGCCAAAGAUGAUGCCUUCAUGAUCGACCCUGGCCAUGCUUUUUCUAUGAUGCAAUUGUGAAAGAGGACUAUAUCAUCACUGAGAAGAAAAAAAAUGUAUACUUUUAGGAAAAAAGUCAUUGCACUGAAGUCAUAAUUUCACUGAAUAUUUUACAUUUUUACGAAUAAAGUUACAAUUCUCGACAAAAAAGGUAAACGUCCGACUUCUUCCUUGUAGAACAGGGGUCUCAAACUCAAUUUCUCGAGGGGCCAGUGGAGGUAGAGGCUGGGUCGCAUCAAGUAUUGGGAGUAGGGCUGGGAAUCUCAGGGUACCUCACGAUACGAUACAAUACAUCCAUGUGAUAAAACCACUGUUAGUUCAGUGUUGGUGUUAUUUGCCCCUGUAAGUAUGGACGUGACACUGAGCUUGCCCGGAUGUUGCGGGCUGCAGUUACACUACUCUUUGAUGUCUAGUCGCGGGCCGUAAGAUACGAUUUGCUGGGCCGCCAGUUUGAGACCCCUGUUGUAGCAUGAUUACUUUUUCGCCAUAAUGCAACUAUUUUGUUGUUUUCAAAUUAUGUAAAGUUCUCAUUCACAUUUAGACGGCUUGUUUUAUGAGCAAAGAAUUUGUCAGAUUUUGGCGUUCAUAACACUUUUUUUUAAACAAUUAUUAAAAUUGCAAUUUUCCAGAAAAAAGUUGCAAUGUUGCAAAAAUAAACGUAUAGCAAGGCUGACCAUCACUAUUUUUACUUGUACAACUUUUUUGUGGAAUUACAAAAGUAGGAAUUUUAUGAUAAUGGCAGGACAUUGUGAGAAUGAAAAAGGCUGUUUUACUAACAUUGGGCCUCAUUCACGAAACGUUCUUACGCACAAAUCUGUUCUUAAAGCCUUCUUACGAAGAUUUUUGGCAUUCAUGAAACGUGUUCUUAACUCCCAGUUCUUAGAUCUAAGAACAAAUUCUACGAACGCUCAGGAGGACUCUUACGCACAAGCAAAGCUUGCACUUUCAAUGCGCAAUCGCCCUCAUGAUGGAUUUUGCAACCUGAUCCCAAAAAAUGUAGUGCAAAUAAAAUAUCCCAACAAUUAUUUAUCAUCAAAACAACUAAAAUAUACUCCAUCGAUAAAUAUAUAUUCAAAUCCCAAUUCAUCAAAAAAAAAAGGCUGGCUGGACGUGCGCUGCGCAGAGAGAGAAUGUAAAGGGACCAUUAGAUUUAUUUGCUGAAAGCCACCAAUAUUUGAUGUCCCGCUUCAGGCUUCAGGCUUCCCUCUCUGUUCUUGCAGGUGUGCAGGAUCAUCAGAAUAACAUCGCAAUGAAACGUGGUGUGUCUAUUGCGCACGGAGCACCCCCCCCCCCAGAUAACGACAUGCGCCCCCAGCCACGUCUUGAGCCAGAGCACGGGGCUGCUGUAUUAAUUAGGCAGCGUCUAAUCAAAUGUAACCACAGAAAAAAUACAUUGCCACACACAAACUAUGUAUUUUGACUUUAUUUUUCCAUCAUGAUUGUGUAAAUAUUUUCUAGAGUUUCCAAAAUGGUUUGGUUUCUGAUUGAUGGCCCACCUCCCGUUUCCUCCAGAUCCCUCUGGUGCAGUCCAAUCUUUUUCUUGAGUCUAUUUUAAGUCAAAACACUUCUUUUUAACCUCUGCAGUGGUGCGUUUCUCCGUGGAAACGGCAUUUAUGUUUCCUGCAAUGGUGCUCCAUGCCGACUCUUUUUGGAUGGCCUGAUGACCGGUGGAUACACGUGAAAAUAAGGUGGUCUUGUGUUCGCUCACUCCUUGUAAAAGCACCUCUAUUUCAGUAGAAUUGAAGUUUUUCUUUCGUUUGUUGUCCAGCUGCUUCUCAGUCUUGCCCUUGCGCGUUGCCAUCUCCGCCUCCAGCUGCCCGUUGCGCACGGCACAUUUUUGACCUUAUAUAGGAAAUAAUAGGCGGUGACCUAUGCAAAUUAGGGCUCACAUGCAUGGGCAUCCCAGUUGGCAUUCGUCAACCUAAGAACACCGGUGCGAACGAUUAUCCCUACUUAAGAACGUGUCGUGAAUGCGGCGCAGUUUCCAACCCGCGCCUUCUUAAGUACACUUCUUAAGAAGACUUUUAAGAAGAUUUUCGUGAAUGAGGCCCAUAACUACUAAUUACUAAUUUUAGCAUUCGUCUAUUUAAGAGUACGACUUAUUGUAGCAUAGCAACUUUAU
Messenger RNA from Dunckerocampus dactyliophorus (ringed pipefish), 4185 nucleotides. RefSeq names its product NXPE family member 3-like. The record is from RefSeq and is a predicted model, not a curated record. The transcript has 6 exons. NCBI's taxonomy places the organism in Eukaryota, Metazoa, Chordata, Actinopteri, Syngnathiformes, Syngnathidae. The coding region runs from base 338 to 2020 and encodes 560 amino acids.